CGUCGAGGGUGAAUGCGAGCGCACAUCGGUCGGUCCGGUUUGCAAGGGUUAAAGUAGACGCUGAAGCCCUGUUCAUUCGUUCAAAUCAACUGCAAUUGAUAUCGUCAAUUGGAAAUAUGAUCACGCUUACCGUUCUUUUGGUUGCGUUGGUGGUUACGGCUGUUGCCUAUACUCCGAUUCGAUACCUUUAUGAUCCUCUGAGACUCCGCCGAUUCCCUGGGCCAUUUCUAGCCGCGAUCUCGCCGUUCUGGCUCACCUACCACGCCCGCCGGGCACAACGAUAUCUCGCCGUCGAUGCCGCCCAUAAGAAGUGCGGCAAAUUCGUUCGCAUUUCCCCCAACCAAGUCUCCAUCAACGACCCUGACGCAAUCCAAAUCGUCUACGGUCACCAAACCGGAUUCUUAAAGAGCGAAUUUUAUGAUGCGUUCGUGAGUAUCCAUCGUGGGUUGUUCAAUACGAGGGAUAGGGGGGAGCAUACGAGGAAGAGAAAGAUUAUUAGUCAUACUUUUUCACAACAGGCUAUUCUUGGGUUUGAGCCGUUGAUUAACAAGAGUCUGUCACUCCUUCUCUCUCGCCUCUCAGAUAUGAUCGACCCCGCAACAAACUCCUUGACGCUGGAUUUCCUACCCUGGGCAAACUACCUCGCUUUCGACAUCAUCGGUGAUCUUGCCUUCGGUGAACCCUUCCACUUCAUCGAGAGUGGUUCAGACUCGAACGGAGCGAUUCGCGUCCUUAAUGACCGCGGUGAGUGGAGUGCGACAGUCGGAACAAUCCCUUGGGUCAGAGACUGGGCACGCUACUUCCUCUUCGACCGCUUCUGGGUCCGUGGGUACGAGAGUGUACAGCAACUCGCAAAGAUCGCUGUCACGGCCGUCGACCGUCGCCUGCAAAAGUCGGAAGAGGAGCUGGAGAAUCGAAGGGAUUUGUUGAGUUUCUUGUUGAAGGCGACGGAUGAGGAGGGGGAGCCGUUGCCGAGAUCGGAGGUUAAUGCUGAGGCGUUGACGCAGUUGAUUGCUGGGUCUGAUACGACGUCGAACACUCUUACUCACAUCAUCGACCUCCUCUGCCGUAAUCCCGAAUGCAAGACAGAGAUCCAAGCAGAACUCGACGAAGCAUUCCCCGAAAUCACCGACGACCUCGCUCUCGAAUGGAAAGACGUCAAAGACCUCAAAUAUACCGCUGCGGUGUUGGACGAAGUCCUGCGCUACAGACCUACGAGUGCGUUGGGAUUACCCCGUAUCGUACCGCCUCAGGGGGCAGAAGUAUGUGGAGUCUUCUUCGAGGGCGGGACGGUGUUAAGUGUUCCCUCGUAUUCCGUCCACCAUGAUCCGAAUCUUUGGGAGAGUCCGGAGGAGUUUAGGCCGGAGAGGUGGUUGGAUAUCUCGAAGGCUAGUGUUGAGAAGUAUUUCAUUCCGUUUUCGUAUGGGCCCAGGUCUUGCGUUGGGAGGAAUGUGGCGGUUAUGGAGUUGAUUAAGAGCAUGGCGAGUAUCCUGAGACGGUUCGAUUUUGAGAGGGUGUAUCCAAAUGAGGAGACGGUGCUCCGGGAGGGAUUUUUGUUGAAACCGACCGAGCUUUGGGUUACCAUGAGCAAGCGGGCUUGAUGGAGGAGGAAGAGGAAGAGAUAGGGAGGUAUUUGCUUGUACGAAUAUGCAUUGCUUGAGGUUAC
Messenger RNA from Saitoella complicata NRRL Y-17804, 1666 nucleotides. RefSeq names its product cytochrome P450. Lineage: Eukaryota; Fungi; Ascomycota; Saitoellomycetes; Saitoellales; Saitoellaceae. The record is from RefSeq and is a predicted model, not a curated record. The coding region runs from base 117 to 1601 and encodes 494 amino acids. Gene Ontology annotation, molecular function: oxidoreductase activity, acting on paired donors, with incorporation or reduction of molecular oxygen; heme binding; monooxygenase activity. The transcript has 10 exons.